Molecule: messenger RNA, 924 nt
Organism: Pipistrellus kuhlii (Kuhl's pipistrelle)
Lineage: Eukaryota; Metazoa; Chordata; Mammalia; Chiroptera; Vespertilionidae
Product: natural cytotoxicity triggering receptor 2-like
Exons: 2
Coding region: 319-738 (139 amino acids)
Cellular component (GO): cell surface
Molecular function (GO): signaling receptor activity
Source: RefSeq, a predicted model, not a curated record
AGGGGAGACAGUGGGAGGAGGAAUGGCUUCUUAUCUCAACAUCAUUUCCUUCUGGGUCUUUCACCGAUUUCCCCACGCCCAUGGGAGGGAGGCAGUGGGCAGGCUUGGCCCAGAGAGCCCCAGCCACCCCAGAGGCAGCGGGGCAGGGGAGGGUCCCGCGUAGGCCCAGGCCUCCCCUCCUCUCUGCCAUGCUCCCCACCUGCAGUCUUAGCUUUCCUCAGCCCUUCUUCCCAGACAGGAGGAGCGGCUGCUGAACCCGCCAGCUCCCGCAGAGGCUCCUCAGGGCGGCUGCUGCCUCCCCAGCUCCCGCAGAGGGCCAUGGCCUGGGAGGCCACGCGCCUGCUGCCCCUUGUCCUGCUGGUGCUCCUGGCCUCAGGCUCCUGGGAGCAGCAGGUGCAGAAACUGGAAGGGGAGGAACUCUUCGUAACGUGCCAGUAUCGACCCCAGAAAAGUUCCAAGACGAAAACCUGGUGCAGAAUAAUACCAGCAGGAACUUGUGACUCAUUAGUCACCCACCCCAGGCUCCGGGGCCAGCCUGGAGACCCAAGAUACCUCAUCAUGGAUUACCCCCAACAGAGGUACUUCACCGUCACCAUGGCUGCGCUCAGAGAGAAGGACUCGGGUUUGUAUGAGUGUGGAACCUUGGAAUCUUCCAUAGUCAUUCCUCUCAGAACCAUCCUUCUGUUGGUAUCUCCGGGUGAGUCCUUUCCCUCUGUGUGUGCUUCCCAGGUUCCCUGAACCGCAGCAGGCGGAUGCCGGGAAGGACCUAAGCCAGGCCCCCAACCCCCGUGGCUGAACCCCAGGCCCCUUCCCAAGGUCGCCGCUGGUUAUGGGCAGAGCCAGCACCAGAACUCAGACUGCCGGCUUGGGGCAGUUCUUCCUUCCCCAGCACACACUUCUCCAAACACUUGUUACUCAGUCGAC